Molecule: messenger RNA, 1026 nt
Organism: Carlito syrichta (Philippine tarsier)
Lineage: Eukaryota; Metazoa; Chordata; Mammalia; Primates; Tarsiidae
Gene: A4GNT
Product: alpha-1,4-N-acetylglucosaminyltransferase
Exons: 2
Coding region: 1-1026 (341 amino acids)
Biological process (GO): protein O-linked glycosylation
Molecular function (GO): acetylglucosaminyltransferase activity
Source: RefSeq, a predicted model, not a curated record
AUGCUGAAGGAGCUGCAGCUCUCCCUGUCGGUCGGCCUGCUUCUGGCCUGUGGCUUCCUCUACCAGCUCGCCCUGAAGUCCAGCUGCCUCUUCUCCUGCCUGCCUUCAUCCACGGCCCCACAGGGGCCCGAAGCCCUCCUGCGCCGGGGACGCCACCUGGUGUUUCUGGAGACCUCGGAGAGGAUGGAGCCGCCCCCGCUGGUCUCCUGUGCCGUGGAGUCUGCUGCCAAGGUCUAUCCCGAGAAGCCGGUGGUGUUCUUCAUGAAAGGUCUCCACAGCUCCCCCCGGCCGCCCUCCAACUCCACACACCCAGCCUUUUCUCUCCUCUCAGCAAUGGACAACGUUUUCCUCUUACCUUUGGAUUUGGAAAGCCUGUUUGAAGACACACCUUUGUCCUCCUGGUACACCCAGGUCAACAGCAGUGCAGAGAGAAACUGGCUCCACAUCAGCUCGGAUGCGGCUCGCCUGGCCAUCAUCUGGAAAUACGGUGGAGUCUACAUGGACACGGAUGUCAUCUCCAUCAGGCCCAUCCCCGAGGAGAACUUUUUGGCUGCCCAGGCAUCUCAGGACUCUAGCAACGGGGUGUUUGGGUUUCUCCCCCGCCACCCCUUUCUGUGGGGCUGCAUGGAAAACUUUGUUGAACACUACAAUGCAGACAUUUGGGGCAACCAAGGCCCCGGGUUGAUGACAAGGAUGUUGAGGGUGUGGUGCAAACUUGGAGAUUUCCAGGAGCUGAGCGACCUCAGGUGUCUGAACGUGUCAUUCCUGCACCCCCAAAGGUUUUACCCCAUCUCCUAUCCAGAGUGGAGGCGCUACUAUGAGGUCUGGGACACAGACCCGAGCUUCAAUGGCUCCUACGCCCUGCACUUGUGGAACUACAUGAACCAGGAGGGCCGGGCCGUGUUUCGAGGAAGCCACACGCUGGUGGAGCGGCUCUUCCGCAAGUACUGUCCCGAGACCCACAGGGACCUGCCUCAAGGCCCAACUGGGCCUGUGACCGGGAAGCUGGGUCCAGGGAGCAGAUAG